AUGUCUAAACCUAGUUCUUCUUCAUCAUCAUCAGCUAUUGUUCAACCAGUGAACUCGCUCAUCUCCGAUGAGACGUACUCGAGAAUCAUGGGAUUCGUGGCCGGAGUGUUCAGUGGAGUAGCCAAGAAUGCUGUGGGCCAUCCGUUCGACACCAUUAAGGUGCGUUUACAAACAUCGCAAACUGAAGCCAAGACCAGAUUUAGUGGGCCAUUGGAUUGCGUAUACAAGACGUUCAAGACACAGGGUAUCAGAGGGUUCUAUCUGGGGUUCACCCCACCUUUGGUGGGCUGGAUCAUGAUGGACUCGGUGAUGUUGGGAUGCUUACACAAUUACAGGAUGCUUCUACGUAAGUAUGUGUAUACGGAAGAAGAGAAGCUUCCGUUAAGCGGGUGCAUUCUCUCUGGUGUGAUGGCAGGCUGGUCUGUGUCAUUUAUUGCACCUCCAAUCGAGUUAGCCAAGGCGAAGUUGCAAGUGCAGUACGACCAAACUACUACGAGAUACAAGGGACCGCUCGAUGUGAUCAAGAAGGUUUAUUCCCAGCAGGGUAUUCGCGGACUUUACAAAGGGUUGAUCUCGACGUUGAUCUUUAGGACGCAUUUCGUGUACUGGUGGGGGUCAUACGAAUUGCUAACCAGAUGGUUUAGAGAGCAUACCAACAUGAGUGAGACUGCGAUUAAUUUCUGGGCAGGUGGGUUUAGUGCGUCGUUCGGGUUCUGGACCACUGCUUACCCAAGUGACGUGGUGAAACAAGUUGUGUUGUGUAACGACAAAUACGAUGGAUCGUUCAAGUCGUGGAGAACUGCGGUGAAGGACAUUUACCAGGCGAGAGGUGUGAAGGGUUUCUUCAAAGGUUUCGUGCCAAGUUUCUUGAGAAGUUUCCCUGCCAAUGCCGCAGCGUUGGCUGCAUUUGAGUUUGUGUUGAGAACGUCUGGUGCAAAGUCAUAA
Molecule: messenger RNA, 945 nt
Organism: Kluyveromyces marxianus DMKU3-1042
Lineage: Eukaryota; Fungi; Ascomycota; Saccharomycetes; Saccharomycetales; Saccharomycetaceae
Gene: mcfL
Product: mitochondrial substrate carrier family protein L
Exons: 1
Coding region: 1-945 (314 amino acids)
Biological process (GO): transport
Molecular function (GO): transmembrane transporter activity
Source: RefSeq, a predicted model, not a curated record